AUGUUGUAUUAUGUUCGCUUCAAACCUGAUUAUUUUGAGGACUACGAGAAAAUUGGUUAUAAACACACAUUAGCAACAUUUUAUUCAAAAACUGUAUUCUGGUGGCUUAAUCCGUUGCUGUGGUUUGGCUAUAAGGAACCACUAGAAUUAGAAGAUUUAGGUGAGAUGCGCCUUGAGGAUAGUGCCAGAGCUCAUUACGAUCAAUUUUUGUUAAUUUAUAAGACAGCCAAAGUGAAAAAUAAUGACCGACCACCAUCCUUGUGGUAUUGUUACUUAAAAUAUAGUUGGCGUAUGUUUAGCUUGGGUGGAAUACUUAAACUUUUUGGUGAUUUGUUUUCGUUAAUUGGUCCACUUGCCAUACAACAAAUCGUUCAAUAUAUUGAAGUAAUGUACAAUGCACAUUACCCCACAUUACCGCAAUUAAAUAACAACAACCUCACAAUGCAUUCCAGUAAUCUCAGCAAUUACAAUUCCGCUUACAACUACAACAACAAUAAUAAAGCCGGCAACAUCAGCAACCACAUCAUCAGCAACAAUAAUAAUUUAUCAAUUACCCUGAGAGGAUUAAAAAAUUUGUACAAUGACAGCUUACGUAACAAUAGUAGCGGCAAUCACAUUUCCACAAGAGCAACAGGAUCGAUUUGGCUACCAAAUCCUGGCGACAAUGGCAACAAUCAAAUUGCAAAUGACAUUUAUUACGAUGGCGCUGAAGUGAAAAUUUACUAUCCAAGUUGGUUAGAUUUAGUGUCGAACGGGUGGGCAAUUGCAUGGAUUGUGUUGUUGGCGGCACUGGCGCAGGGUGCACUGUCGCAGGCCUCGACGCAUAUACUCAAUAUGACGGGAAUUCGUAUUAAGACAUCGCUGCAGGGUUUGAUUUAUCGUAAAACGUUGCUGCUGUUGAAUUUCAGUUACAUGGAUAACGGCCCGGAUGGUAUUCCAAAGGGCAAUAAUAAUAGUAUGGAUGAAAAUAAAUACGAAAGAGAGAAAGACGAACUUCAAAACACCGCCACAACAUCAUCAACGCAAACGUCAACGAAGGAUAAUAGUUUUGGUGGAGGCAGCAGUGGAGGUAAGGUUUGA
Molecule: messenger RNA, 1080 nt
Organism: Teleopsis dalmanni
Lineage: Eukaryota; Metazoa; Arthropoda; Insecta; Diptera; Diopsidae
Exons: 3
Coding region: 1-1080 (359 amino acids)
Biological process (GO): transmembrane transport
Cellular component (GO): membrane
Molecular function (GO): ATP binding; ATPase-coupled transmembrane transporter activity
Source: RefSeq, a predicted model, not a curated record